Molecule: messenger RNA, 1547 nt
Organism: Passer domesticus (house sparrow)
Lineage: Eukaryota; Metazoa; Chordata; Aves; Passeriformes; Passeridae
Product: zinc finger protein 239-like
Exons: 3
Coding region: 615-1547 (310 amino acids)
Biological process (GO): urogenital system development; regulation of transcription by RNA polymerase II; embryo development
Cellular component (GO): nucleus
Molecular function (GO): RNA polymerase II transcription regulatory region sequence-specific DNA binding; DNA-binding transcription factor activity, RNA polymerase II-specific
Source: RefSeq, a predicted model, not a curated record
CCUGAGCCAGUUUGGGUAAGGGGGGUGGUGUUCACCCCCCGAGCAGGGAUUACCCCACUGUUUCAGGUUGCAGUGCAAGAUGUAACCAAAUGCAUGUUUUCCAUGACCAUCUUGACAAACUGUUAUAAACAGGCGGGGCAGUUUUCUUUAUCUCUUCCAUGACUCAGCCCUGAUAACGCCCUCCAGGGGCUAUCUUCUGUUAAUGGGCCAUUGAGUGUCCCUGCAGGACUGGUAAAAUGACAUCAUCCCAUUGUGGGAUGCUCCGCCCAGGGGGAGGAGCCAGGUAUUCCUACCUGGAUAUAAGCUGAGGCUUGCAGCCCCAGGAGCACCUUGCCUACUGGAUUCCCAGAGCACAAGAGCUCCAUAAGCACCACUGGACCUUCAGAGGAAGAUCAGACCCUUCUACAGGAUCACUGCUUUGACAGAAUCACGUUCAUCACUGCAACAGGACUGCAGCCACCAUUUAACGGGACUGCUACCACCACCCGGACCAACAGGGUGCCGGGUUAGAUCCUGACUCUGUCAGUUUAAGGCAGUGUAUCAUUGCGUUGACCUUAUUGUAAUUCUGGCUUAGACUCUCCCCCUGGUUUGCCUUCAAACCAGUACAAAACUCAAUGUACUCAUCUCUUGCUUUCCUCCCAGAACAGAAUUUCCCAUCCCAAACUCUUUCCCAGAUGGAGGAGGAAGCUGUGAGGAAGAUGAAGAUGCCCUGGGACACCCAGGCAGACAAUGACCUGAGGAUGGAGACCAGUGAGGACAAAACCCCAUGGCACAACUUCGUAGCAGAGGCCAUUUUGAGAAGCUCCACAGCACAGGAAUACAACAGGGAAGAAAAGCCCCAGAGAUCCCACAGGAAGAGGGGCUGCAAACCCAGCCCAGGCUACUAUGAAAAGGAAAGACCCACCCUGAGCCAGGAAGGUGGACAGAGCUUCAGCCAGAGCUUGGAGCUGGUGGUCCAGGAGCAGCUUCCUGAUGGGGCUAAGCCCCACAAGUGCUUGGAGUGUGGGAAGAGCUUCAGGCAGAGCAGCACCCUGAUUAGCCACCAGAGGAUCCACACUGGGGAAUGGCCCUACAAGUGUGGGGAGUGUGGGAAGGGGUUCAGCUACAGAUCCACCCUUGUGACCCACCAACGCAUCCACACCGGGGAGAGGCCCUAUGAGUGCCCUCAAUGCCAGAAGAGGUUUCGGAUCAGCUCAGAUUUCCUCCUGCACCAGCGGAUUCACACCGAUGAGAGGCCCUUCUGCUGCCCAGAUUGUGGGAAGGGCUUCAAGCGCUACUCCCACCUCAUCAGGCUCAUCCACUCCGGGGAGAGGCCCUAUGAGUGCCCCCAGUGUGGGAAGAGGUUUCAGACCAGCUCCAAUCUCCGCCUGCAUGUACGGAUUCACACAGAUGAGAGGCCCUUCCGCUGCCCCGACUGUGGGAAGAGCUUCAAGCAGAAAUUCACCCUCGUCAGGCACCGGCACAUCCACACUGGGGAGAGGCUCCACGAGUACCCCACAUAUGGGAAGAGCUUCACCCAGAGCUCUGACUUGACCAGAAGAGAUUGA